Messenger RNA from Fusarium vanettenii 77-13-4, 2157 nucleotides. RefSeq lists its product as uncharacterized. The transcript has 5 exons. Bases 1 to 2157 code for a protein of 718 amino acids. Gene Ontology annotation, biological process: DNA-templated transcription; positive regulation of transcription by RNA polymerase II. Lineage: Eukaryota; Fungi; Ascomycota; Sordariomycetes; Hypocreales; Nectriaceae. The record is from RefSeq and is a predicted model, not a curated record. Gene Ontology annotation, molecular function: sequence-specific DNA binding; zinc ion binding; DNA-binding transcription factor activity, RNA polymerase II-specific. Gene Ontology annotation, cellular component: nucleus.
AUGUCUGAAACACCAGAGCCUGAGGGCCAGCGACUUCGGCGCUCUUUCGGAGCCUCAAGGGCAACGCCGAAGAACGCACGCAUUGCUUGCCGAAAAUGUCACGCCCGCAAAGUGAAAUGCUCUGGCGGUACUCCCUGUGCCAACUGCCUACAGGCCAAUAUUGGCGCUGAGUGUUCCUAUCCAAGGCGAAUCAGACGAGUGAAGGUCGAUCAGAGUUAUAUCGAUGAACUACUAGACGAGAUUCAUAGCCUUAGAAAGGCUGUUCACACCCCCGAAGCUGCCAACUCAACACCGUCUCGGCGUCACGAGACAAGAGCCCAGUCUUUCGUCUCAGAAGGCGAUGCCGUCAACCAGGAAUCUCCUGCCGCAUCUGUCAUAAACGCCGAUACGGGCAUAUUACAAGCCAAUCCUGAAGCGACCGUCGUUGUUGACCAGACGAGACCUGCCCCAGAGACCGACGACUCUAUCCGGAACCCGAUUCUUGAGGACCGUCCUUGGUUCUUCUCGUUGACCCCCGAAAUGCCUAUGCUUAUCGAGGAAGCCGCAGAUGCACCUUUUGCUACCAGAUUCCGUCAAGAACUCUCUGGGAAAUCGCAACGACAUAUUCCACGCACCGAAAACGUGACUGAUGAAGCAUUGACAUCGUCAUGGAACACACCUUGCCCAUGGCCACCUGCAUCAAGAGCCCGCUUCUUGCUAAAAGUGGCACUGAAUACAGUAUGCAAGCGCUAUUAUCUCGUUCGAAGGAGCGCUACGCAACGUUUACUGGAGCAAGUUAUUCAUAACCCUGACAUGUGUGAUCUCGUAUCUGAGUGCAAGCUCUUUGUCCUGUUUGCAUUGGGCGAGGUUUACUCGACGAGGACAUCGCCUACCAAGGACAAGAAUCAACUUCCUGGUAUCGCGUAUUAUAUACGCGCAAGCCGGUUCCUCCGGGUUCUCACUGAACAACCUCGGAUCGACUGCGUUGAGGUUAUCUUGAUGCUGUCUUUAUACUCUCUGGCUAUGAACCGACGGUACAACGCAUACUGCAUGAUUGGAUCUGCUGUCAAAUUCAGCACCAUGAUUGGCCUACACCAAAAUGUGCCCCUAUCUCUGAUGCCGGACCGCGAGAAACAAGAACACAGAAAGAGGAUAUGGUGGUCGGUGUAUACUCUUGACCGCUUCUGGGGAGCUCAGAUCGGUCAGCCAGUUUCUAUCAGGGACGAGGACAUCGACGUAGACCCGCCUUCCAUCGAGGGGUUAUCUCCUGAAAGUGCGGCUGAGGACUUUGCGGACGCUGAGUAUCUGACAGCCAACCACAGGUUGACUAAUCUUGCUGCUCAGAUUGCGUCGUUGAUCUACAGCCGGAAGAAUCAGCGCACCUCCUUCUCGAGUAGAGUACAACAAGCGCUGAGAGACCUAACUAGCUGGCUACAAGCCCUGCCGGACUCUCUCCGAGCCGCCAUGGAGGAGCUUCCCCCUAACGCGACGGCACCGAUAACAGCCUUGCACCUCUCUUUCAACCAGUGUCUAAUACGAGCAGCAAGACCAAUUGUGCUGUAUGUUUUUCGUAUGCACCGAGAGGCUCGCAAGUCAAUUGAGGAUGACCACCCUCCCAUUGGCGAAGUUGCUUUGACUCUUUCGGAUGCCUGCAUUCAAUGUGCUCGACGCUCUUGUCGACUCCUUGUAGAGUCUUGGAUCAACGGAUCCUUCCCAACUUUCGAUGUUUCCUACGUUCACCACCUAUUCUCGUCGUCCAUCGUCCUCGCCAUAUCGAGUCUAUCUCAGACAAAUGAGUCUCAAAGCGAUAGUGACGACUUUGAUGCUGCGAUGCAAAUACUCAAGCAGUUAGACGAGAGUGGCAAUUUCGCGGCGAGAGAGUUCUUGAAGAGCAUGGAAGCUACCAGAGCGGCCCUUGACAGUAUAGCUGCUGAGCGAAAUCAGUCAGGACAGGACAAUCGAGAGACUGAUUCAAUGGCCAUGCGUGGCGGGCCAUUCUCUUUCCACGACCCGAGAAUGUUCGAUGCACCCACGGACACAGCUAGGAUGGCCCUGACAGAGCCUUCGUUUCAAGACUUGUUGUCCCAGUCUGAUUUGGAUCUUCAGUUCCUUGAGUCAUCCAAUAAUGAUCAAGACUUUCCGGGAUUUUUCUGGCCUAAUGAGGGAUUCCAAGGAUGA